CCGAACGCACGGAUUUACUCCGUCAUGGCGCGUCCUGGACCCUGUGGACUCUGUGCGCCACGACACGACUGCCCUGCGCGGCAAGAGGCAUGCGCACCUGUUGUUGCUCCCACAAGAAUUGCGUUGAACUGGAUUUCCUCUGUCCCACGGAGACUUGGACAGGUACCGGUCGAGUCGAGUAGCCCUUCUUGGACUCCCCGAGGACUUCAGGCCGCGAUGGAGUAACGGCCAUCAGAGGAAGUGGGGCGCCAUUUUGUCGAGUCCCAUCGACCCGAGCGGCGAGACGACGCCGACCCACCACACAGAAAAUCCCAUCUGCGGGAACAUCGCAGGUUACGGGGAGCGCGACACCUUACGAAGACUUUCAGCCAACACGGGCGCCUCAACGCGUCGCUGCAAGCACAACAAAAGGGGGCAACCAAGCUCCACGAUUCCAGAGCGGCCCAUCCAACCGCAGACGGCUGGAGAACGACUCCCGGGGCGGGGCAAACUCUCGCGCCCGCUACGCUUCCCCGCUUAUGGGGAAGAACUUUUUAAAGACUAGGUGGGAAAACGGAAGCAAAGCCGUAACGGCUGUGCUUGUUUGGUUGAUUUUUAACCGCAUUUCAGGCGGCACAUCUCACACGCCAAAAAGGAAUUAAAGGAGCAGCCCACUGUAAACAUGGAUGACAUCUUCACACUGUGUCGAGAGGGCAACUCCGUGGCCGUUCGCCUGUGGUUGGACAACACGGAAAAUGACCUUAAUUUGGGGGACGACCACGGCUUCAGCCCGCUGCACUGGGCAUGCCGGGAGGGGCGCGGUGGACUAGUGGACAUGCUCAUCAUGAGGGGCGCCCGCAUCAACGUCAUGAACCGCGGCGACGACACCCCUUUGCAUCUGGCGUCCAGCCACGGCCACACCGACAUCGUGGCCAAACUGAUUCAGUGCAAGGCGGACCCCAACACGGUCAACGAGCACGGGAACACGCCGCUGCACUACGCAUGCUUCUGGGGGCAAGAGGCAGUAGCACAGGAUCUGGUGGUGAGCGGCGCUCAGGUGUGUGUGUGCAACAGGUACGGACAGACGCCACUCGAUAAGGCCAAGCCUCACCUCAGGCAACUGCUCCAAGAGAAGGCAGAAAAACUGGGACAGAGUUUGAUCAAAAUUCCCUACAAGGAAACCUUCUGGAAGGGCACCAUGAGGACCAGGCCUCGUAACGGCACUCUCAACAAGCAGGCCGGCAUUGAUUACAAACAACUUUCACUGCUGGCCAAAAUCAAUGAAAACCACUCAGGAGAGAGUUUUUUUUGUCGCUGGCAGGGGGACGAGGUGGUGGUGAAGGUGCUGCAGGUGAGGGAGUGGAGCACCAGGAAGAGCAGAGACUUCAGCGAGGAGCAUCCCAAGCUCCGGAUCUUUUCUCACCCCAACAUCCUCCCAGUUCUGGGAGCGUGUCAAUCCCCCCCGGCACCUCACCCCAUCAUCAUCACCCCUUACAUGCCGUAUGGAUCUCUCUACAACCUUCUCCACCAGGGCACCACUCUGGUGGUGGACCAAAGCCAAGCGGUCAAGUUUGCGCUGGAUGUCGCCAGUGCCAUGACCUUCCUCCACACUCUGGAGCCAUUAGUGCCACGGCUGUACCUCAACAGUAGACAUGUCAUGAUUGACGAGGACAUGACGGCUAGGAUAAGCAUGGCGGACGCCAAGUUCUCUUUCCAGUGUGCCGGACGCAUGUACUCUCCGGCCUGGAUGGCCCCAGAAGCCCUCCAGAAGCGCUCGGAAGACAUCAACAGGAGAUCGGCCGACAUGUGGAGCUUCGCCGUGCUCCUGUGGGAGCUGGUCACCAGGGAGGUGCCCUUCGCCCAUCUCUCUCCCAUGGAAAUUGGCAUGAAGGUGGCUCUGGAGGGCCUGCGCCCAACCAUCCCGCCGGGGAUCUCGCCUCACAUCUGCAAGCUGAUGAAGCUGUGCAUGAACGAAGACCCCGCCAAGAGGCCCAAGUUUGAUAUGAUCAUGCCCAUCUUGGAAAAAAUGCAAGACAAGUGA
Messenger RNA from Hippocampus comes (tiger tail seahorse), 2020 nucleotides. Its product is annotated as integrin-linked protein kinase-like. Gene Ontology annotation, cellular component: focal adhesion; stress fiber. The record is from RefSeq and is a predicted model, not a curated record. Gene Ontology annotation, molecular function: ATP binding; protein serine/threonine kinase activity; protein binding. Gene Ontology annotation, biological process: cell-matrix adhesion; protein phosphorylation; integrin-mediated signaling pathway. The transcript has 16 exons. The coding region runs from base 662 to 2020 and encodes 452 amino acids. NCBI's taxonomy places the organism in Eukaryota, Metazoa, Chordata, Actinopteri, Syngnathiformes, Syngnathidae.